AUGGAAGAUAUUGACUGGGAAGAUUUCCUUAAUGAAGACUUUGAUAAUUACAACUACAGCACUGACCUGCCCCCUAUUCUACCAGAUUCUGCCCCAUGCCGGCCAGAAUCCUUGGAUAUCAGUAAAUAUGCAGUGGUCACCAUCUAUGCCCUGGUGUUCCUGCUGAGCCUGCUGGGAAACUCCCUGGUGAUGCUGGUCAUCUUGUAUAGCCGCGUCAGCCGCUCUGUCACCGAUGUCUACCUUUUGAACCUGGCCAUGGCCGAUCUGCUCUUUGCUCUGACCUUGCCCAUCUGGGCCGCCUCCAAGGUGAAUGGCUGGAUUUUUGGCACACCCCUAUGCAAGCUGGUGUCCCUCCUGAAGGAAGUCAACUUCUACAGUGGUAUUCUCCUGCUGGCCUGCAUCAGUGUGGACCGCUACCUGGCCAUUGUCCAUGCCACACGCUUGCUCACCCUGAAGCGCCACUUGGUCAAGUUCGUAUGUCUGAGUACAUGGGCCCUGUCCCUGUGCUUGUCCCUCCCUAUCCUAAUUUUUCGUAAGGUCAUCUAUCCGCCCUUCUCCAGCCCCAUCUGCUAUGAGGACAUGGGCAACAGUACAUCAAAAUGGCGGAUGGUGCUGCGGAUCCUGCCCCAGACUUUCGGCUUUUUUCUGCCUCUGCUGGUCAUGCUGUUCUGCUAUGGAUUCACCCUGCAUGAAAUGAUUAAGUCCCGCAUGAGGCAGAGACAUCAGGCCAUGUGGGUCAUCUUUGUGGUCAUCCUCAUCUUCUUGCUCUGCUGGCUGCCCUACCACCUGGUCCUGCUUACAGACACCCUCAUGAGGACCCACGUGAUCGUGGACACCUGUGCUCGCCGCAACCACAUUGACCAGGCCCUGCAAGCCACCGAGAUUCUGGGGUUCUUGCACAGCUGCCUCAACCCUGUCAUCUAUGCCUUCAUAAGCCAAAAGUUUCACCAUAGACUCCUCAAGAUCCUGGCCACCCACGGCCUCAUCAGCAAGGAGCUCUUGCCGAAGAACAGCAAGCCUUCUUUUGUAGCCUGUUCCUCAUGGAACACUUCACUACAGUCUGAAACUCCUGCCUAG
Messenger RNA from Otolemur garnettii (small-eared galago), 1077 nucleotides. RefSeq names its product C-X-C chemokine receptor type 2-like. Lineage: Eukaryota; Metazoa; Chordata; Mammalia; Primates; Galagidae. Gene Ontology annotation, molecular function: C-X-C chemokine receptor activity; interleukin-8 binding. The record is from RefSeq and is a predicted model, not a curated record. The transcript has a single exon. The coding region runs from base 1 to 1077 and encodes 358 amino acids. Gene Ontology annotation, cellular component: membrane. Gene Ontology annotation, biological process: immune response; neutrophil chemotaxis; G protein-coupled receptor signaling pathway.